AUGAGACUACUUGUUCUGCUCGUGUGGGUGGGAGCUGCUGUGGCUGUUCCCCGGGAGGAUGGCAGGAUCAUUGGGGGGUACGAGUGCAUCCCUAACUCCAGACCCUGGAUGGCGUCUCUUAACUACGGAUACCACUUCUGCGGGGCGGUGCUCAUCAAUGACCAGUGGUUGCUCUCUGUCGCCCACUGCUGUCCUUAUGCCAUGCAAAUCAUGCUGGGGGAACACGACCUGCGAGUGUUUGAGGGCACCGAGCAGCUCAUGAAGACUGACACCAUCAUCUGGCACCCCAGAUAUGACUACCAGACCCUGGACUACGACAUCAUGCUGAUCAAGCUGUUCCACCCGGUCACCAUCACGGAUGCCGUGAAACCCGUCCCGCUUCCCAGCGGCUGCCCCUACAGCGGCGUCCCCUGCUCCGUAUCCGGCUGGGGCUACACCGACACCGAGGCUACCACCUCGCCCGCCCGCCUGCAGUGUCUGGAUGUGCCCGUCUUGGAUGACAAAGAGUGUCACAAUGCCUAUCCUGGCAUGAUCACCCGCCACAUGUUUUGCGCCGGUUACAUGGACGGCGGCAGGGAUGCCUGCAACGGUGACUCGGGAAGCCCCCUGGUGUGCUUGGGCGAGGUGCACGGCCUGGUGUCAUGGGGUCAGGGUUGCGCUCAACCCGGGUACCCCGGUGUCUACACCAAAGUGUGCGAGUUCAUUCCUUGGAUCAAGGAGACGAUGGACGCCUAUUAG
Molecule: messenger RNA, 738 nt
Organism: Scleropages formosus (Asian bonytongue)
Lineage: Eukaryota; Metazoa; Chordata; Actinopteri; Osteoglossiformes; Osteoglossidae
Product: trypsin-like
Exons: 6
Coding region: 1-738 (245 amino acids)
Biological process (GO): proteolysis
Molecular function (GO): serine-type endopeptidase activity
Source: RefSeq, a predicted model, not a curated record